CGGCCGGCAGUCGGCAUUCAACUGUUCUACGUGGCGCGUCAAUAGUGCGACUACCGAACGGAACAUAUAAUACACCAAUCCUUUGUAUUCUAUUAUGACCAAAAAGGACAUGAUUUUUCGCCGGUUUGAGGAUUACGGAAAACUUGUCGGGGUGUCGAAUAGAAAGUGCAAGACUAGACUGGUAGUUUAGCCCCCCAUUUUUACAUUUUUCACUUUAUUUUGGACGACUUUUCGGAUAUCGGAUAAUUUGUUUCGUUAUCGUUUUUAAUUUUCUGCAUCUCGUAAAUAUUAAUUGAAAUUGAUCAUGUCGACGGGAAAAAGAUUGGCUAAGAGGUCCAUCAUAGGGACACGCGUUUGCGCUCCCGGAAUCGACGGCAGAUAUUAUUCCGGCGUUAUUCAAAAGGUCAAAACGCCUCCCGCUUUAUUUCCGGAUAAUUCAAACUGCAUUCAUCUCACGCCCAACACAAGAUACAGCGUGAGAUUUGACGACAGACAAGGAUCCAUGGGAAAAACUAUCAUGGAGUAUACAGAAAAUGACCUGGUUGGACCUGGAUUUAGAAACGUCACCGACGUCACCCUAGUUAAGGGCCAAAAAGUUUAUGUUACGUAUAACGGAAGAGAAGUUACUGGUGAACUUAAAGAAAAGUACGUCACCGAUGAUGUGAAAAUCGUCAUCAAUACCAAUGGAACAGACGAACCUAUAACAGUAAUCAAAAAGAUUGACGAUGUAAGACUUUUAGAAUCUAGGAAGUCUGCCAGAUUGGCUGACCAGGACACUGAUUUCGCCAGGUUAGCUGACAUGGCUGGUGAUCGAAAAAGAGCCGCUUCAAAUACCAUUGAUGUUCCACUGCCAUCCAAUCAUCACAACAAUCGAAAAAGAACGUCCAGUUUUUGCCAGGAUCGCGUUUCAUCUCCAAACCCCAUGGAUGAUUGUAGCGCGGCUAUGGUUUUGCUGUAUUUAUCAGCAUCGCCUCCAUACGCUCACGAAUUAUCUCCUGGUAGCAGUAGCUCAAAUUCAUCGAGAUCAACACCAUCUCCACCUUCACCACACGAAAGUCAAUUACUAUAUAUGGACAGUAGUCCAGAUGAAGGAGUUUUUAUGGAGUCAGAUAUGCCAAAAAGAAAAAAGAAGUAUCCAACGCUAGGAUUUCGUUGUUUAUACCGAGGAUGUCAACGCAGGGAAGUGAUAGAAGAUCUUAUGUGCGCUCAUGUACGAGAUGAACACAGCAAUUGUCCAGGUGAUGAAAUUUUCUAUUACGAUGAUAUCAAAGAGGAAGAUGAGGAAGAACACCAUUCUACGCUGCAAGCACCACAACCAACGCUUUCGCAUUUUGAUCUGACCCGUCCGCCUCAUGAAGACCCAGAGUACCAACGUCAACUUGUUGGUACGAUUCGUCAGAAAAUGAUGGGCGGCCCGAUACCGUUGGCGAACAAAAAGAUGUCACCUCCUGGCGGAUUUGGUGGAUUAAAAAUGUCUGCAUCACCACGUCGGGCGAGAGGCGACAGUAAAAAAUGCCGGAAAGUUUAUGGUAUGGAUAAUAAGGACCAAUGGUGUACGCAGUGUAAGUGGAAGAAAGCUUGUACCAGAUUUGUGGAUUAAAAAUGUAAUCAAAAAGUAAGAUUAAAAAAAACUUAAGGAUGUUUGUUUCUUAAAAAAUAUUUCUUUACAAAAAUAAGGAGAUGAAAAUAAGACUAUUUUAAGUGAUUAUUGUGAGAGUGGAGAAGAAUUAAUUUUGCUGGUUAUUUAUUUUUACCCCAUAUAGAAUGUUUACGUAUUAGUAUUUGUUAUUUAGAAAUUUAGAGUUUAAAGAUUGUUAAACAAAAAAAAGAAAAUGUAAAAUUUUUUAUUUGUAGGCAAAACGAUUUUUUGUACCAAUACUCGACGUACCAAUAACUGAAAUUUCUUGCGAUUAGAGGGAAAACAAAUUAUUUUGGUUAAACUGGUAGAUGUCAAAAUCUCGGGAAAAUGUGCAAUAUAUCAAUUAUACGACAAUAAUCAACCUAAUAAUAAUCAUUAAACCCAUUAGUACAUUGAAUCUCUUAUAAAGAAGUGGUUAGUUUGAAGAUGAUCAUAAUUCCAAUGUUUUAAGAUUUAAAGAAAUGACCUUUAAUGUAUUAAAAUGUAAUUAAAUUUGCUAUAAAACCCUUUUCAUUUCAUGCCGUUAUCUCAAUUAAUUUAUGAGAUACGUAUCUUUAAAGAUUUAUGUCUCUCAAUCCAACUUUGACAAUUAUGGUUAAAUUCAAAAAAUCGUAACCUCAAAAUUUGAAAAUUUGAAGAAUUGGCCUUCAUCAUACUAAUUAUUAAUUAAAU
This is a messenger RNA of Onthophagus taurus, 2311 nucleotides long. RefSeq names its product Glucose transporter 4 enhancer factor (gene Glut4EF). Gene Ontology annotation, cellular component: nucleus. NCBI's taxonomy places the organism in Eukaryota, Metazoa, Arthropoda, Insecta, Coleoptera, Scarabaeidae. Gene Ontology annotation, biological process: regulation of transcription by RNA polymerase II. Gene Ontology annotation, molecular function: RNA polymerase II cis-regulatory region sequence-specific DNA binding; DNA-binding transcription factor activity. The record is from RefSeq and is a predicted model, not a curated record.